Messenger RNA from Fimicolochytrium jonesii, 1790 nucleotides. RefSeq lists its product as uncharacterized. Gene Ontology annotation, molecular function: protein binding. Lineage: Eukaryota; Fungi; Chytridiomycota; Chytridiomycetes; Spizellomycetales; Powellomycetaceae. The record is from RefSeq and is a predicted model, not a curated record. The transcript has 5 exons. Bases 162 to 1493 code for a protein of 443 amino acids.
GGGAGAGGAGAGGAGGGACCACCAUCUUCAAAUUCAGUCGUUGUUCCGCUCAUCAGUUGAUUAAUGGACUCCUGCGCCACACCCCGUCACUCCAUCACUUUGGCCAUUCGUCACUCAACCCCCCCAGCUCACCCAUCCAUCAGAAGACAACACAAAACAGCAUGGGGCAAAUAAAACUACGCGGGGGAGUCCCCGACCAAGAGCAUGACCUGCAAGUGGCUCCCGACGGCACGGAGUCGAUCAUCAUCGGGAGGAACAUGUGGGGGAUAACACAGAAACGCGCGAGUCGAGAGCAAGUGCGCGUAGACUACAACCCGCUCACCUCCAAGCUAACCAUCACCCAACUCGGCCCCAAUACCUCCUACGCUACCGUUCUCGGAGACACCAUACCCAUCGGACAACACCAAACCGUCACCCUCGACCGCGACAGCGCGUUCUCGCUUUUGGAGGAUAAGCUGUGGUUUUAUGUCAUCUGGCCCAGGAAGAGGGGGCCGAGUCCCCUUGAUUUCGAGACGGAGGAUGGAAGGGACGGGGGUGGCGAGACAAAGGGGGUGGCGAGACCGACAAAGAGGAAACGAUUACCCCCCCGUAAACGCACCGCUGCAAGUUAUAAAGAGGACGAGUCUGGGAGCGAGUUUGGGGAGGAUGAUGAGGAGGAGGAAUAUGUGGGUGGGAGUGGGGAUGAGGAUGAGGAUGAUGAUGAUGAUAUGGAGGACUUUAUCGAUGAUGAUGAUUUGGAAGAUGACGAGGACGAUUCUGAUGGCAAUAAGGGGAAGGCAAAGAAAUCAAAGAAGAGGGAAUGUAUGUACGGGAAGAAGUGUUAUAGACGGAAUCCACAGCAUUUUGAGGAGUUUGCACAUCCGUGGUUGGAUGAGGAUCAGGAUGGGGGUGGUGCGAGUGGUAGGCGGGGGUCGGCGCCGCAGAGUACGCAGAAACGUACGAGUGGGAAUGGAAGGACGCCGAGUGGUAGGUUUGCAAUGAGCCCGCGAACGCCCGCUACACCGGUUGAUCCGCCGAGGAUGCGGACGAUGGGUGGUGGGGUUAGUCAUCAGUCUGGGAGCAGUUCCAAGACGGUGUCUCCUGUGGAUCGGCCGCCACACAGGGCAGCAGCGGCACCUGAUACUCCAGCUCCGUCGAAUCCGGUCAUCAUCGGUAAUCAAUCCGUCUCUAGAACGGACAACGCAAACACCUCACCCGUCCCCCCGCUGCCGCACCCGGCAGCUACACCCAUCACCCCAGCCCCACCUCAAGACCUAGCCAGCAACCAUCAAUCCACCUCGUAUUCAAACGGCAAAACAACAUCUCCUGAACCAGCAACCGUCGAAACACGAAACCAAACUUCAUCCCACACGCAUAAACCCAUCCCAACCACCUCAGACGACGAAACAACCGACGGAAACGAAUCCGACGUCGUUUUCCCUGCCCCAGCCAACGAUACUACUUCAACAGCACAUACAAUGUUCUUCCAAAGCAACCCACCGACCCGCCCAUAACACUCGCCAUCCACUCCCUCGCCACCGCCGAGGGACAGGUCGAUCUUCAACAGGCCGCCGAAUGUUUCGCUGAGACACUCUCAACCUACCGAACCUCCCCAACAUCGCCCAAUCUGCACAUCACCCUACUAGACUCGGACGCACACGUCUUGGCCGCCUAUGAGAAAGCCAUCGCGGCUGCGGGGGUCACCGGUGGGGUGUUCAAGGCCAUCAAGGGCGAUCUGGCGACUAUGAAGAGUGUGGCGGGGUGUGAUUGUGCAGUGGUGGUUUUGGAGACCAGUUGGCGGUGGAAAGUCU